UUUGUUGUUAAAGGUACGGAUAGGGUUGCGAUGGGGAUAACUAAGCUAGCAGAUUUGAUCCGAUUUGAAGCUCCCGGGGCGAUUUCUCACAAAGAUGUCAGUGACUACACAGGCAAGGUCAUUGCCUUGGAUACAUCAAUCGUGAUGAACCAGUUCCGUGCCGCAACACCGUCACUGAACCCAUUGACUGGCCUCUUCUUUCGCACUCUGACUUUCCUGGAACAUGACAUAAAGCCCGUGUUUGUGUUUGAUGGAAGACCUCCCGGAGAAAAGAUUGCUGCUCUUCAGAAACGAGCUGAGGCAGCAGGUUGGCGCUCCCCCAACCAUUUGGGCACAGCAUCACUCCAAACAAAAGACAGUUUCCAUCUCCUGAAGCUUCUGGGUGUACCUGUGAUCCAAGCUCCAGGAGACGCUGAGGCCCUUUGUGCUUGGCUGGUGAGAGAGAGGACUGCAGAAGCUGUGGCAUCAGAGGACAUGGACACGUUGCCAUUUGGGGCUCAUGUUCUGAUUCGCCAGCUAAAUGCCAAGAAAGACAGUGACAUAGUGGAAUAUUCUUUACCCAUGUUGUUGGAGAAGCUCCAACUAACUCACAAAGAGUUUGUUGACCUGUGUAUCUUGUUGGGAUGCGACUACUGUGAUAAGAUCGCAGGGUUCGGUCCAAAGAGAGCUCUGAGACUCAUCCAGAAGUACCGCACCAUUGAAAAUGUCGUUUUGCAUAUCAACAAACAGACAUAUCCAGUGCCAAAUAACUGGAAAUACAAAGAGGCACGAAAGUUAUUUUUGGAUGCACCACACACAGAAAUACCAGAGUUGAUAUGGACUGAGCCAGAUGAAGAAGCUUUGGUUGGGUUCUUCUGCCGCACCACAUAUGUCAAGGAGGAAAGAAUCCGUCAUCGCAUGGAGAGAUUCCGACAGAUUCGGGAGAGUAAGCGAAAGCAAAGGGAAACGGAGAUCACAGCAGGACACAGCAGGCAAACUCGGAUGGAUGACUUUUUCAGAGUUCUUAGAAAGAGGGAGCAGCCUGUUGAAGCUGGGGACUGUGGAAGCAGCAACAGAAAGAAACCAAAAUUGAAAUGACACCAUCAAACAUGGAUGGAAGUUGGUUGUACAUCUAUAUGCUUUUACAGAACUCUCACAAUCAUGUAUAACCCAUUUAGUUUUUUUAUGCAAACAUUUUUUCCAAUGUAAAAAAAAAUGUCUGUGUUUUUUUUUAAUGCCUUGCAAGGCAACCAUUUAACCUUUUUAAUUAUUACUGUUGUUGUCAUGCUCUUUGAAAUACUUUCUAACAGCUGUUGAUUAUGUAGGUAAAAAAAUAAUCAUUUUGAAAACCUGUGAAUUGAGGGUUCUUGUUCUGCGUGUGAUCAGCUUUCUUGUCUGAGUGCUAAAAUGCCAUUCACAAUGAAUAUCAUUAAGUCCGGCAUAAUCAAGAAAGACAGAGCAAACAGUGGGUCGCUAUGAAAGAGGCCAGUGUGAUCUCUGUCAGGGUUGCUUCCACCAAGCCCAAAAGAGACAGGGGAUGUCUCAUCACAAGGUAUUCAAGUAGCACCUGUUGUGAAAUCUGUGCCAAGGCGCAGACCACAGACUUGAAUUACGCUGGUGGAUUUUUGAAAAAGACUAUAACUGAGAUGUGUAAAAGAAAAUAAGUGUUUUGUAAAUACUCAUUUAUCUGGAUUAAACAUUGUUUAAAUACUGUCAAUAAAAUUAA
Messenger RNA from Phycodurus eques (leafy seadragon), 1705 nucleotides. Its product is annotated as probable flap endonuclease 1 homolog. Lineage: Eukaryota; Metazoa; Chordata; Actinopteri; Syngnathiformes; Syngnathidae. Gene Ontology annotation, molecular function: manganese ion binding; RNA-DNA hybrid ribonuclease activity; magnesium ion binding. The record is from RefSeq and is a predicted model, not a curated record. Gene Ontology annotation, cellular component: nucleus. The transcript has 11 exons. Bases 31 to 1077 code for a protein of 348 amino acids.